Molecule: messenger RNA, 1485 nt
Organism: Naumovozyma castellii
Lineage: Eukaryota; Fungi; Ascomycota; Saccharomycetes; Saccharomycetales; Saccharomycetaceae
Gene: MRX6
Product: Mrx6p
Exons: 1
Coding region: 1-1485 (494 amino acids)
Source: RefSeq, a predicted model, not a curated record
AUGCUCUCGAGGUCAGCACUCCAGGACCUAUCCAAGGGCUCAUGGCUCAUAAAUCGAGAUCUGAAGAGAUACAUUUCGACCAUGAAGACUAAAAAGAAGGAACAUAAACAAACAACAAAAAUAGACUGUGCAGAAUAUAAAAACUCCGGCAGCUCGCAUUUACCCAAGGUUCCUGUCCCCUUGAAGUUAAAUGGAAAAAGAACCAUUGUUCCUAAGGUCCCUACCACCGACUAUAUCCCAUCUCUUGAGAUGCAAACAGAGGGAUUAUUCGCAGGAUAUAAACCACUGUUUUUGGGAAAUCAUGUACUGCCGGUCAAGAAGCAAUUACCGGAGGAGCUGAAGGCGUUGAACUUUAUAAUACCGAAAAUAUCAAGAAUUAACCUAUUUUCUUCCAAUGCUGUUGAAACUCUGAAUCCCGACCAUGUUUCGCCAUUAGAUAACGAUGGAGUCAAAACAAUUGAUAUAAAGAAUAUCCUUAAACGUUCAGAUGCAGAAGUUCACCCGUCAGAUAAUAUUGAUAAUACUGUUGCCAAAAAGACAGAAACUUUAACAAGGAAACCUGUUAUACCAUGGGAUGCAUCAAUUAGUGGAGUAAUUUAUAACGACCAUCCUUUUAAAAAUGUUCCAGGAAGGAUAAUAUCCGAAUUGAAGCCCUUCAAGAUAAUGAAAGGAAAGCAUAUUAAGUCAGGCCAUGAGAACGUGCUUAAGAAUGAAAAAAUAAAACUAAGAGUGCAUGCAAGAAUAAGUGAUGAGUCCGAACUUAUUAAUAUUUAUGAUAUUAACCACUCUCUAAAAAUCUCCAACCAACGAAAGCAAAUACAUAAUCUGGGAACAUCCAAAAAGCGUUACAUACAAUCAAUAAUGAGUUACAAUGUUUGGAUUAAGAACUUGAUUUCCAAACAUACCAUUCUCCAGAAAGACCAAAGAAGUUUAAAAAAUGAUAUUCAAACUUUAAAUUCUUUUCUGGCAGAUGAAUUUUAUAAACUGACAAAAUUGACAAUAUAUUCAGACAUCAAGGAGGUCCAAUUACCCCUCUAUAUCUACGUUUCCAGCACGAUAUCUUCUAAAAGAGCAUUCAAUCGAUUUUUAAAAAAGAGGAUAUUUGACGAAAUAGGACCGAUUUACUCAACAGUAAGAUCAGCAUUGCAAGAUAAGGAAGACGUCUCUAAAUUUGAUGAAAAACUGAGACGGAACAUAGUAGGUAUUGUUAAUGACAUAAAACAGUUUUUGCCGUCAACAAAAUUUUAUAAUGAGGGUGUUGCUUGUAUUGAAGCAUCUAGCCCUGUUCCUGGCUUCAAGAGAAUUUAUUGGCUGAGCCGAACUAAAAGGUUUAAUACUUUUUGGGGCAAGAAUUAUGACAAGGAUUUCGUUGUAAACUACACUGGUGAAUUUUCUGCAUCACGAAACGGAAUACGGUACAUGUCUUAUCCAGUGAACCUCGUCUCUUCCACAUUUGAUACUGUGUUUUCAGAAUGGAAAAAUUGA